UUGUAUUCUUGUGAACAAAAUCUCACACCUAAUGCAGAUAUUCUUAACGUAUGUUUUAAGCUUAAUUACCAAUCUGGAUUCGGUAACGAAUUUGCCAGCAACGAUCCGAGAUGUCCAGACGCCCUUCCUGUUGGAAGAAAUUCUCCACAGAAAUGUCCUUACGGUCUGUAUGCGGAGCAGUUGAGUGGGACUGCAUUUACUGCUCCACGUCUUAUGAACAAGAGGAGCUGGCUGUAUCGCAUUCGUCCUUCCGUAAUACAUGAGCCCUUUGAGAAAGUCUUGUUUGAGAACUGCACCAAUAAUUUUGCUGGGAUCGAACCAAGUCCUAAUCAAUAUAGGUGGCAUCCGUUUCCGUUUCCAAAGGUGAAGGGAGUGGAUUUCGUUCAGGUAAUUAUAAUUCGGUGUGUGUUUCAUGGUCUCUACACCAUAUGUGGUGGUGGAGAUGUGGUAUCACGUUCUGGUAUCGCUAUACAUCAAUAUGCUUGCAACUCAUCGAUGACUGGUAAGGCAUUUUACAAUGCUGAUGGCGAUUUCCUAAUCGUUCCACAAGAAGGUGAACUAAAAAUUACCACCGAAUUCGGACGUGUUCUCGUCGGUAUACAAGAGAUUGUCGUAAUUCCACAAGGUAUUCGCUUUUCGAUAGAUGUAAAUGGACCGUCACGUGGCUAUGUUCUUGAAGUGUACGGUACCCACUUCCAGCUUCCAGAUCUCGGCCCUAUAGGGGCGAAUGGAUUAGCCAAUCCACGUGAUUUCAAAACGCCGGUGGCAUGGUUUGAAGAUGUUGAUAUACCGUUUGAGAUUUUCAACAAGUACCAGGGAUCAUUUUUCGACCACUCACCGUUCGAUGUGGUUGCGUGGCAUGGUAAUUACGUGCCGUUCAAGUACGACUUGCGGAAUUUCAACGUCAUAAAUACAGUAUCGUUUGACCACUGUGUGAGUUUUCCAUGUUUACAAGAUCCGUCUAUCUUCACCGUUCUUACGGCUCCAUCGGUGAAAACUGGCACUGCUGUCGCGGAUUUCGUGAUUUUUCCUCCCAGAUGGGGUGUUGCUGAGGACACUUUCAGACCUCCAUACUAUCACAGAAAUUGUAUGUCGGAGUAUAUGGGAUUGAUUGUCGGCUCCUAUGAGGCUAAGGAAGGCGGGUUCCGACCAGGAGGUGGUUCGUUGCACUCAAUGAUGACUCCACACGGACCAGAUUUCUUCUGUUUCGAGAAAGCGUCUAAUGAGGAACUGAAGCCGCAACGAGUGGCAGAAGGAACCAUGUCGUUCAUGUUUGAAAGUUCUUUUAACAUGGUCAUUACGGAAAAAGCAAAACGUGAAAACGUUGACUAUGAAUACUACAAGGACUGGCAGAAACUGGAAAAGCACUUCAAACGUUUUGCGUGA
This is a messenger RNA of Angiostrongylus costaricensis, 1386 nucleotides long. The record is from the annotation of a GenBank genome assembly. NCBI's taxonomy places the organism in Eukaryota, Metazoa, Nematoda, Chromadorea, Rhabditida, Metastrongylidae.